GCAUAGGAAGUUAGAAUAAAAUAAAAAAGAAUCCCAUUUAUUAUCGCACCAUUACAAUGUCUCUUGACUCUCUUCUACCAUUGUCUCUCUUUCUCUUCUCGUUCUCCCACAACAUCAAAACCCAAACCCUAUUUUGAACAAACCCAAACUCAAACAUUGCAUUUUACAUGCAAUGGCGAGUGCAUGGGUGAAGUCAUGGCAGUGCAAGUCAAGAGCUUUCGAAGACGUUUACCAUCCACACCCCAAAAUCCUGAGUGCAGGUUGCAGAAAGAGCGUGGAGAGCAUCAAAGAACUGGUGGAUAUACCCAAGCCCAAGCCGAGGCCCAGAAAGCCCAAGCCCAAGCCCAAGCCACCUUUGGAGAAACAUCCAAGCUCGAAAUACCCAUCAUCAACAACCAAACCUGAAUUCGAAGCACGAACCACCAUGACACGUUCUCGAAGCAGCACUACGACAACGACAACCUCGUCGCGUGGCAUCAUUGAACUACCCGAAGGCCACCCUUCGCGCAACGUUGUCGAAAUCAUCUUCCACACAAGCUGGGGCCCCAAGCCCUUCCCGGGUCGGGUCGAACUGAUUUUCAAGGUGCAGAACGCGCCGCGCACCGUGGCGCGGUUCGAGGAGUUUCGCGAGGCGGUGAAGGCACGCGCCGCGGCGGGGCUCGCCGAGGGCAACGACGGCGAGGAGAACGCGCGGUGCAUCGCCGACGGGAACGAGGUCAUGCGGUUUCAUUGCUUGGGUUUUGCCGAGGACGGUGUACCCUACGACGGUGGUGGCUGUGCAUGGUCAUUUCCGGAGAAGAAGGGGGCGGCGAUUUGUACUUUCUCCGGAAGCGGCGGCGCGCAUGAGACAGCCGGCGGAGGAAAGGGGAGAAGGGCCAUGCUGGUUUGUCGGGUCGUGGCGGGUCGGGUCUCGAAGCAACUCGGGUUUCUUGACUCGUUGUUGGACAAGCGAGUCGGGUUCGACUCGGUGAGUGGGGAUAACGGCGCGUUGUUAGUGUUUGACUCGCGUGCGGUAUUGCCCUGCUUUCUUAUUAUUUACAGGUUGUAAAAAAAUGAAAAGAAAAUUUAUUUACCUAAUUUGUUUUUUUUUUUUAAAAAAAAAUGGAGAUGUAUGUAUGUUUAUGUAUCUACAGUAUUUUGAGUGUUGAGACUGAGAGCAUAGAGUUGUAGGAUCACAGUUCACAGCGGCCAUUUAUCGACGCAAUUUUUUUCUGUUUUGGUCAAAAUUAUAAUAUACUUAAAACUUGUUUUCUGUAAUUACGAGGAAAUUGGGUUGAUAAAUGCUCGCUCGGAAUUUGAAUGUUUCAUUUGUUUGUAUGGUUGCCUCCAUCUUUUAUGAGAGGAUAAUGAUAUUAUUGAGUGUGAAUCCAAAUGAUUUAUGCGUUGUGUUUUAAA
Glycine soja is the source of this 1395-nucleotide messenger RNA. RefSeq lists its product as uncharacterized. The coding region runs from base 173 to 1048 and encodes 291 amino acids. The record is from RefSeq and is a predicted model, not a curated record. The transcript has a single exon. NCBI's taxonomy places the organism in Eukaryota, Viridiplantae, Streptophyta, Magnoliopsida, Fabales, Fabaceae.